GCUCCUCCUCCUUUUCCUCCUCUUCCUCCUCCUCUUCUGGCCGGCGGGCACUGCUGGUCUCCGGGGCACGGCGAGCCCGCGGCGGGGCGGGGGAGCGGCGGGGAGCGGAGCUGCCGGAUCCUCGCCCUGCGGAGCCCCCAAGGAUUACAAGGAAUUGCGUGCUCCUUCGCAGCCGCGAGCUAAGGUUAUCCCAGAGAGCCAGCCUCCUCCUGCCGAAAAUAACCCCUCGGACUCCCGAGAAGACAGGGGGGCUUUCUGGACCAUGGCAUCGACGGAAGGUGCCAACAAUAUGCCUAAGCAAGUAGAAGUGCGGAUGCAUGAAAGUCAUUUAAGUCCCGUGGAGCACAGAUCCAGGAACAUAUGUGUUCAGUUCUGCCAGUCACUCCAUAGGAAUCUGCUCCUGACUCUAACUGUCUUUGGUGUUAUCCUGGGUGCAGUCUGUGGGGGUCUUCUUCGUCUAGCAACUCCUAUUGACCCUGACAUCAUCAUGUUAAUAGCCUUCCCAGGAGAUAUACUUAUGAGGAUGCUAAAAAUGCUGAUCCUCCCUUUAAUUAUCUCCAGUUUAAUCACAGGACUGUCUGGUUUAGAUGCUAAAGCGAGUGGCCGAUUGGGUACAAGAGCCAUGGUCUACUACAUGUCCACCACUAUUAUUGCUGCUGUGCUGGGUGUGAUUUUGGUUUUAGCCAUCCAUCCAGGGAAUCCAAAACUCAGGAAACAGCUUGGUCAAGGGAAGAAGAACGAUGAAGUAUCUAGUCUGGAUGCUUUCUUGGAUCUGAUCCGAAACCUGUUCCCUGAAAAUUUAGUCCAAGCAUGCUUUCAGCAGAUCCAAACUGUCACCAAGAAAGUGCUGGUGCCACCACCCAUAGAAGAAACACCUAAUGUCACUGACUCUGCUUUUGCUCUGAUGAAUGAGACAGUGCGUGAAGCACCACCAGAAGCCCAGAUGGUCAUUAAGAAGGGCCUUGAAUUUAAGGAUGGCAUGAAUGUCCUGGGUUUGAUAGGAUUCUUUAUUGCUUUUGGCAUUGCUAUGGGGAAAAUGGGAGAACAGGCUAAGAUGAUGGUGGAUUUCUUCAACAUCCUGAAUGAGAUUGUAAUGAAGUUGGUAACUAUGAUCAUGUGGUACUCCCCUUUGGGCAUUGCUUGCCUCAUUUGUGGAAAAAUCAUUGCAAUCAAGGACUUAGAAGUAGUUGCUAGACAACUUGGCAUGUACAUGGUCACUGUGAUUGUGGGUCUUCUCAUUCAUGGAGGGAUCUUCCUGCCUCUGCUCUACUUUGUGAUAACAAGGAAAAGCCCAUUUUCCUUCCUUGCUGGGAUUUUCCAGGCAUGGAUCACAGCGCUAGGCACAGCUUCCAGUGCUGGAACAUUACCUGUCACAUUCCGGUGCCUUGAAGAAAAUCUAGGCAUUGAUAAGCGUGUAACAAGGUUUGUUCUUCCGGUUGGAGCAACUAUUAACAUGGAUGGAACUGCCCUUUAUGAAGCUGUGGCUGCAAUCUUCAUAGCACAGAUGAAUGGAAUUGAGCUGGAUGGAGGCCAGAUAGUUACUGUGAGUUUGACUGCCACCCUUGCAAGUGUUGGAGCUGCCAGUAUUCCCAGCGCGGGACUUGUCACUAUGCUGCUGAUCCUUACUGCAGUGGGUCUCCCUACCCAGGACAUCAGUUUGCUUGUUGCUGUUGACUGGCUUUUGGACCGGAUGAGAACGUCAGUCAAUGUAGUGGGGGAUUCUUUUGGUGCUGGCAUUGUCUACCACCUUUCCAAGGCAGAACUUGACAACAUUGAUUCCCACCAUAAAGGUCAUGAAGACAUUGAAAUGACCAAGACUCAGUCAAUCUAUGACGACAUGAAAAAUCAUAGGGAAAACAACUCAAACCAAUGUGUUUUUGCAGCUCACAACUCAGUCAUAGUAGAUGAGUGCAAGGUAACACUGGCAACCAAUGGCAAAUCUGCAGACUUCAGUAUUGUCGAAGAAGAGCCUUGGAAACGUGAAAACUGAAGGAAGAGAUUUCUAGCUCCAUCUUAAAUAAGCCCUGAAGCUGUCUUCUGACAAAAGAUACCAUGAACCAAGAAGAUUUCUCUUUUUUUUUUUCUAUUUAACAUCUACAGUUUCAGCUUACUUAAUUUCUUAACUGAAACUUAGGAAAGAUCUCAUCAGGUCAUUGUAGUGUCUUUGCCAAGCAAUGAUCCAUAACCAUCUGUCUCCCUUGGGUUACUGUUUGGAUGAUGCAGCUGGAGAACACUCCAUGCAAUGCAAUGUGCUCUCACCCGCCUCCCCUUUCAUUCAAGACACGGAGAAUGUCAAUGCUGCAAAAUGGGAAGAUCAAAGUGCCAGUACAGUUCACUAUAGGGACUCAGGGUCACACAUACAGGAGAAACAUAACACCACAUAAGCCUUCAAGUGUUUUGGUGACUCUUGUGGCAUACCUGAUCUAUUUAGCACAGUAUGGCUAAAAUAUCUUUUGAAAAUCUUCAUAAAGAUUUCUGUUUGUUUUAAUAACAACAAGCACUGUAUUUUUAUGUCUAGUUGUACUUUAAACUGAACCUAGAUCCAGGGGCAAGAUUAGUGUAUAGAAGUCAGUAAAGUAUCACAGGCAUUU
Molecule: messenger RNA, 2591 nt
Organism: Pezoporus occidentalis (night parrot)
Lineage: Eukaryota; Metazoa; Chordata; Aves; Psittaciformes; Psittacidae
Gene: SLC1A2
Product: solute carrier family 1 member 2
Exons: 11
Coding region: 263-1990 (575 amino acids)
Biological process (GO): L-glutamate import across plasma membrane; L-aspartate transmembrane transport
Cellular component (GO): plasma membrane
Molecular function (GO): L-glutamate transmembrane transporter activity; neutral L-amino acid transmembrane transporter activity; glutamate:sodium symporter activity
Source: RefSeq, a predicted model, not a curated record